AUGUCCGCCGUGCAGAAUAAUCUCGUGCCCGCUCAGCCCCAUAUCCAGUAUCAUCCUGACUUUGAGAAAUAUCAAGACCGUACUCGUCGUCGCCAGGAAACUGAGACUCUGCAGGAUACUGUGCCGGUAGGGUUCCCUCGGAAGUUGAAUUCCCCACUUGUUUGGGAAGGGAAAGACAUUGAGAAACUGGAUGACUGGAUCUAUCAUUUGAGUGAUGUUCAACUCGACGAGAUCGACAAGGGUCUACAGAGUUUCAAAAGUGCGUUCCGCGCAAUCUCUCCCUGGGUCACAUCAGCGACUCUACAUUCCCUCUUCCUACUCUUCACUCGGUCCUUCGAGAUCUCUCCAAGGAGAUCCAGACCGGCCGAGGCUUUGUCGUUCUUCGGGGGGCUACGUAUCGAUGACUACUCUCGAGAGGAUAAUAUCAUGAUUUACGCUGGCGUGUCCUCCCAUUCUGGCAAUAUUCGAGGACCUCAGCAGGAUACCAGGCUGGAAAAUGGCACUUCUCCCAUAAUCUCGCAUAUCAAGGACCUCACCGGUAUAGUCGACGAGGACAAGAUCGGCGCACCAUCCAAUACUGCCGAUAAGCAGGUAUUCCACACCGAUGCAGGAGAUAUUGUUUCCCUGCUUUGUCUAGGCCCUGCCGCCGAGGCAGGAGAAAGCUAUCUAUCAAGCAGUGGACACGUCUACAACAUCUUGGCCAAGGAAAGGCCAGACCUCAUCCACACAUUGUCUCAAGAUUGGCCAGUCGAUGGAUUCAAUAAUCCCCAGAAGCCAUACACACUUCGGCCUCUCCUCUAUCACCAGGCUGCCACCGCAACUACUCCUGAACGUGUUCUGAUUCAGUAUGCACGACGGUACUUCACUGGUUUUCAAGCCCAGCCACGAUCUAAGGAUAUUCCACCCAUCACCGAGGCACUCGACGCGCUGCAUAUUCUGGCAGAGAAGCACCGCGCCGCACUAGAUUUUCAAUAA
Molecule: messenger RNA, 975 nt
Organism: Penicillium maclennaniae
Lineage: Eukaryota; Fungi; Ascomycota; Eurotiomycetes; Eurotiales; Aspergillaceae
Exons: 3
Coding region: 1-975 (324 amino acids)
Molecular function (GO): oxidoreductase activity
Source: RefSeq, a predicted model, not a curated record